Molecule: messenger RNA, 3952 nt
Organism: Mercenaria mercenaria
Lineage: Eukaryota; Metazoa; Mollusca; Bivalvia; Venerida; Veneridae
Product: conserved oligomeric Golgi complex subunit 8-like
Exons: 13
Coding region: 17-2080 (687 amino acids)
Biological process (GO): intra-Golgi vesicle-mediated transport
Cellular component (GO): COG complex
Source: RefSeq, a predicted model, not a curated record
GUUUACAUUGAUCGAAAUGGAGUCAAUCGACGUGGAGGAAGAAAGUGUUUUAACAGCAAUAUUUAAAGAUUCAUUCCCAGACAGCUGGCAGAGUGAUCCAAACUUUGUACAGUACUUGUCAGAACUUAGUUCAUAUGGAGUUGAAAAGCUUGCUCAGGAACCAGACCGGCUGUCUGAAGAGAAGACACAGAUUCUAGAAGAAACGCAGAACCUAGCUUUCCAGAAUUACAAAACAUUUAUACAGACUGCAGAAUGCUCCAGAGAAAUAUUUGAGGAUUUUCAGAUAAUAGAGCAGCAUGUUGAGGGUUUACUCGAGAAGUUGCCUGAAUUCUCAGAACAAUGCAAUCAGGUACUGAAGAAAGCACAGGAUAUAACCUCAAGUCGCCGAAUGAACAGCCUGACGUUACAGCGUCACACGCAGUUGCUGGAGAUCUUGGAACUUCCACAGUUGAUGGACACAUGUGUGAGGAAUUGUUACUAUGAUGAGGCCCUGGAACUAGCAUCCCAUGUCAAACGCCUCGAGAAGAAACAUUCAGGCAUUCCAGUCGUAGCUAAUAUUGUAAAUGAGGUGAAGAUGUCAACGCAGUUAAUGUUAAAUCAGCUGAUCCAACAACUGAGGACCAAUGUUCAGCUGCCUGCCUGUCUUCGUGUGAUCGGAUAUCUCCGGAGAAUGGAUGUUUUUACAGAAGUUGAGCUCCGUAUCAAGUUUCUACAGGCAAGAGACUCAUGGUUCCAAGGCAUCCUGGAAGCUGUUCCAAAAGAAGAUGCAUACACGCAUAUUACCAAGUCUAUUGAAGCAAGUCGUGUAAACUUGUUUGACAUCAUCACACAGUACAGGGCAAUAUUCUCAGAUGAAGAUCCACUCUUGUCUACAUCCAAAGAUGAAUCUCUGAAUGAAGGGGCGUUGUUCCAUACAUGGAUUGUUCAAAAGGUUUCUCAGUUUCUGGCAAUACUGGAGGAAGAUUUAGCUCGAGGUGUAGGUGGGAGAUUGGACUCUAUACUUGGACAGUGUAUGUACUUUGGAUUGUCCUUCAGCAGGGUGGGUGCAGACUUUCGAGGAUUACUGACUCCUAUAUUCCAACAAGCAGCACUAAAUGGUCUAUUACUAGCACUUCAGGAGGCUAAUAAAAGAUUUGAGGACAGUAUGAGAUGUUACAGCCUCCUGUCAGCAACAUCUACUAUGGGUGGUCUACCGUACAAUGCGGCCACUCAGAGUGGUCAGCUGUACCCGCCAACUAUCUUGCUGGACUUCUACCCUCUUGCUGCAUACUGUAACGACGUUCUAACAGCGCUGAAUGAACUACGACUGUGUGCACCUGUUGCCUUAGUAACGGAAGUUAGCAAUGCUUUACACAAUUCCUUUGUAAAUGUCAACAAAAUCAUACUUGCCUUUCACAGGGCUGAAGAGACCACAUUUGACAGGAAGGAGAAGGAAAGAUUUGACGAGUUCUGUUCAGCCUAUGCCCACAGUCUUGUACCAUACAUCAAUAAGUGUCUGCAAGCGCUGUAUCCACAGACACAGUUAGCACAAAUACUUGGAGUUACAGUGUCAGAACUAAACAAAAUGGGUGGACUUGGACAGGUGAAUAUAAAAUCUGCCUUACAGAGCAUAAGUCAUCUGGUUCCCGAAGUUGAAGCGGAACCAGUAACUGUACCAGUUACAGAAGUCGAGUCGAGACAUGAAAUACAAAAUACCAUUCCAGAAGUACCAAGUGACCAGUCAGAUGUUCUUUCAGAAACUGUGGCAGACAAUAACCAACCAGAAGCAGUGUUACAAAAUUUAAGUACUAAUAACCAAUCAGAAACCAGUACAGAAAAUGUAUUUUCUGAAAUGAGCCAAUCACAAGAUAAAGUGAUAGAAAAUGAACCAGAAACAGAUUUGACAGAAGGGAAAGGUUCACAUGAAGUGAAAUUUUCUCUCAGUGAUACUGAAGGAGAAGCUGAGCUGGAAAAAGAUAUAAUGAGUACAAAUAUUGAAGAUGUUGUACCAGAUACUGAAGAAAAUUUGGACAUUGAACAUGAUUUAUCUGCCCUUGCUGCAGAUGUAUUGGGCACAAAAUCUGAAGAAAAAACCGAUUGAUCUGUUUAUAAUGUUACAUAUAUUUGAGGUUGUCCCAGAAUUUAGACUUUUGCUAUUUCUGUUGAAUGGGAUGUGAUAAGCAAAUUUACUGGAUUGGUAUACAACACAUUUACUUCAUAACUAUGCUUGCUUUUUACUGUGUAAGAUCUUGAAGCCUUUUGAAGAACAUGAAAGAAUAGGAAAGAGAAUGUCAAUAAUAAUGAGGUUACUGUUCAGCAUGUUAAUUUUCAACUUUUUUUAAAUUUCUAUAAAAUGUUGAGAUACUAUAGUGUCUUUAAUAAUAUAAUGAACGGCCCUCCUUAGCUUUCCCAUGUUGUCAUAAAUAUAUCAGGUAGUAAAACAACAGACCUGGUUAGCAAGGUCCUUGAUGGCCUGAAUUGACGUCAUCUCCAUUGUAGACUUUUUAGCUAAACCCUUAUCAUGUUUACAGCUUUUUAUGCUCCCCGAAGGGUGAGCAUAUAGUUGCCGCUUUGUCCGUCCUUCUGUCCAUCUGUCCGUCUGUCACACUUUUGUCUGGAGUAUAACUUGAAAAGUAUUAAUGGCAUUUAAUUGAAACUUCACAUAAUCAUAGAGGCCAUUGAGACAAAGUGCAUUGUCAAAAAAUCAUAACUCUACCUUACAUAGUUUUUGAAUUGUUUCCCUUUAUCAAAUAAGGCUUGUCGGGAGCAUUACUUGAAAAGUAUUAAUGGCAUUUCAUUGAUACUUCACAAAAUGAUAGAGGCCAUUGACAUGAAGUGCAUUGUCAAAGAACCAUAACUCUACUUUACCUAGUUUUUGAAUUAUCUCCCUUUAUUAUACAAAAUAAGGCUUGUACGGAGCACUAUUUGAAAAGUAUUUAUGGCAUUUCAUUGAAACCACGAAAUGAUGGAGGCCAUUGACGGAAAGUGCAGUGUCGAAGAACCAUAACUCUACUUUACCUAGGUUUUUAAUUAUCUCCCUUUAUUAUACAAAAUAAGGCUUGUCCGGCGCCUUACUUGAGAAGUAAUAAUGGCAUUUCAAUGAAACUUCACAAAAUGAUAGAUUAAGCACAUGCAUCUUGGAGCAUCAUUCGGUUUUACUGAUUCCUUGUUUUUGGUCUGUCAUUUUUUAUGGCACUAAUAAAGAUAUUCUGUGUAUACAGAUGUUCAUAUUGCUGCAGCGUCUAUCAUCUCAUGAGUUUGUGUUGGCAUUUAGCCCAGAUUAACCACAGAAUUUGAGAAAAAAUAGAUGAAUUACUAUUAAACAUCCUCUUUCCAAAAAUUCUUCGACCAGUGUUGGUAUGUUUUGUACCAGUAACUGCAGUCCCAGCUGAUAGAAGUUGAAAUUUCUAGCUAACAUUCGCUGGGCAUUGUACAGUACCCUCACAAUGAGACACUGUUACUGUAACAAAAUGAAGGAAAUAUGGACAGCACAGUGUCUUGAUAAUUGCUCAAAAUUUAACCUUCACUUAGUUACUAUGGUGAUAUGAUGAUGACAGACAUUGUUCAAACAUGUAAAUCAAGGGACACAGCUAAGUAGGUUGAAUAUUGCUCCAGAUAAAUUUCAUUAUAAUGGUAUAUAAACAUUUUGUAGUGAAAGUCUACGUAAUCUUGGGACACCAUUUGGGUAUAUUCAAUGCUUUUAGUGAUAAUGUGGGAUAAAGUGUGUAGUAGUGCUGUUAUAUACAUGUAAUGUGUUAAUGGUAUACAAGAUUUAUUUAUUUGAACUAUCUUGUUUUAAUUGUCACAGAUAUUGUUUGAGAUACAUUAUCGGUAGUGAUUUUUAUUUAGUCAUGCAUCAUUUAUUUAUUACAAAGUAAAACACUUAUUUUAAGAAAAUGAUUAUAUUUCUGAGCUAAGAUUUGUAUUAUUCUGUAAAUGAUACUUAUUCUGAAUAAAUCAUUCCUGUAUUGGA